AUGGAGGAGCCCCUCCCCGCGAACUUCCGUUUCCCCACUAUUCAAGCGUACUCCGGGACGACUGACCCGCGUGAACACCUGAACAGGUACCGAGCUACCAUGCUAAUGACUAGGGCUAGCGACGCUAUCAUGUGCCGAGGCUUCCUCUCGACCCUAGACGGCCACGCACAGGACUGGUGCGGGUCCCUGCCGGAAGGAUCCAUCUCGACCUUCGCCACCCUCACGAGACGUUUCCUGUCUUACUUCGCUGGCCAUAUGCGGAAAAAGAAGCAGUUCGCUGACUUAUGUUUUUUGAAACAAAGGAGUUCGGAGUCCCUGGCCGACUUCCUCAGCAAGUGGAAGAAGGAGUCGAUAGGGGUCUCCAAUUUUGACGACAAAGCGGCCAUACCCAUCUUCAGAAGCAACCUUAGAUCUGGCGCCUUCCACCAGGACCUCAUCCGGUACCCCCCCAAGACCUACACCGAGUUGAUGGACUGUGCCUCUAGGUUUGCUGACGCGGAGGUAGCCGAGAAGAGGAAGAAGGAGGAGGAGGAGGGGAAAGACCGUAAAGGCAAGGGCCGCGUGUGGAGGAAGGGAGGCAGCUCCGAGCCCUCCGCCUCCGCGCCACGCAAAAGGGAGCUCGGCCAGCUCACUGAUGAGGAGGAAAGAGAACUAGACAACCCCCACCCCCAGAAGAAACAGGCCAUCCAUGUGAUCUUCGGGGGAGCCGAGGGGGGAGAAACGCCCGCAGAGAGGAAGAAAUGGGCACGGAGCCUCUACGUGGGCGAGGUCGUGCGACCACCGCACGAGAAGAGGCCCAGGAGGGAGAUCAACGAGGUGGUCGUGCACAGAGUAUUGGUGGACACAGGCAGCUCGGUGAACGUGAUGUACCAUGACACAUUCACCCAGUUGGGGCUAUCGAGGAAACAGCUGGGACAAGUGAGAACCCCUUUGUCCGGGUUCACAGGGGAUUCCAUAGAGACAGAAGGGUCAAUCAACCUCGAGGUCGAGAUAGGCGCCCCGCCACACACCAAGAGGUUGGAGGUAGAAUUCGUGGUGGUCAGAAUCAGCUGCGCUCACAAUGUAAUCCUAGGUCGACCCGCCCUGGAGGACCUUAGGUGUAUAAUUUCUAUGGAACACCUACGCCUCAAGUUCCCCACGCCAACCGGGGUCGGGGUCGCCCGGGGAGACCAAAGGAUCAGCCGGAGUUGCUACCUUCGAGCAUGCCGACAGAUAGGCAAGCGGGACCUCCAGGUGCACACCAUAGCAGAGAAGGCGCUGAAAGAGGAGGAGGGCCGCCCUCGAGCUGAGCCCGUAGUGGAGACUGAGGAGGUCGUCCUCGACCUUAGCCGCCCCGAUCGCGUGGUGGAGGUGGGAACCGGGCUCGCCCUUGAGCUCCGGGCCCGCAUCAUUGGCGUAAUCAGGGCUUACAAAGGGGUGUUCGCGUGGGGACCCGAGGACAUGCCGGGCCUCAGUAGGGAUGUCAUCACCCAUAAGCUCGCCGUCGACCCCACAGCCAAGCCGGUGCAGCAGCGCAAGAGGUACCUCUCCGCAGAGAGGCGGGAGUUCGUGAGGACGGAAGUCAAUACCCUCCUCGAGAUAGGGCACGUCCGGGAGGUCCUAUACCCCAAAUGGCUGGCCAACGUAGUCCUCGGCCCCAAACCCCCCACCUGGAGGAUAUGCGUGGACUACACCGACCUCAACAAAGCCUGCCCCAUGGACCCCUUCCCGUUACCAAAUAUCGAUCAGCUGGUGGACGAAACGGCAGGCUGCGCCCUCAUGAGCUUCCUGGACGCCUUCCGGGGGUACCACCAGAUCUUCAUGCAUGAGGACGACGAGGAGAAGACGGCUUUCACAACCCCAGAAGGGGUCUUCUGCUAUAGAGUCAUGGCCUUUGGGCUCAAAAACUCCGGGGCCACCUACACCAGGAUGGUCGCCAAGGUCUUCAAGCAGGUCCUCGGCCACAACAUGGAGGCCUACGUGGACGACAUGAUAGUCAAAAGCGCAGAGGCCGAUACCCAUGUCAGCGACUUAGACGAGGUAUUUUCCAUUAUGCAGCGUUAUGAUUUAAGGUUGAACCCCAAGAAAUGCACUUUCGGGGUGCACGGGGGCAAGUUUCUGGGCUACAUGGUCUCCAAGAGGGGCAUUGAGCCCAACCCUGACAAGGUGAGGGCUAUCCUGGACAUGGAGCCUCCGCGGUCCCUCCGGGAGGUCCAACGCCUGAACGGCAAGCUAGCGGCCCUCGGCCGGUUCCUCUUGAGGUCGGCCGAGAAGUCCUUGCCCUUCUUCGCGGUCCUCAAGAAGAGUUCGGGGUUCGAGUGGUCCCUCGAGUGCCAGAAGGCCUUCGACGACCUCAAGGCCUACAUGAUGUCGUUACUCCCGCUCGCCAAGCCCGUGAGAGGGGAGACCUUGUACCUGUACUUGGGUAUAUCACAAGCCGCGAUCAGCUCCGUGCUGGUCCGGGACGACGCGGGUGUGCAACGCCCCAUCUACUCUACGAGUCGUGCCCUCCGGGGAGCCAAGCUCAGGUACUUUCCCACCGAGAAAGCCAUAUUCGCAGUAGACGUAACCGCAAAGAAACUCAAUCACUAUUUUCAGGCGCACCCCAUUCAGGUCUUAACAAACCAGCCCCUGGAGUCGGUGUUAAGGGCCUCGGGGUCGGCCAGCAGGUUGGUAAGGUGGUCCAUGCGCUUAAGCCAGUACAACAUCCAGUUCAAGCCAAGACCUGCUAUAAAAGGACAAGCACUUGCCGAUUUCAUAGUCGAAUGCACCGCCCGGGAGGCCACCGAACAGGCCCGAAGCGAGGAGGAAGAGUGGUGGACCCUAUCAACAGACGGAUCCUCGAGUGCCAAGGGGUGCGGAGGCGGGGUCGUCCUCGUAACCCCCGAGGGUUUCAGGGCCUACUACGCGCUCUGUUUCCAUUUCAAAUUGUCAAACAACGAGGCCGAGUACGAGGCCCUCCUCGGGGGUCUCCGGCUCGCGCUGAGCAUGAGGGCCGAGAAGCUGAAUAUAAGAUGUGAUUCCAGGCUCGUGGUGGGGCAAGUUACGGGGGAGUUCGAGGCCAACGAGGACAGGAUGAGGAGGUACCGUGACGUAGUGCUACAACUCUUGGGACAGCUAGCCCACCACGAAGUCCUGCAGGUGCCAAGGGAACAGAACAUAGACGCGGACAUGCUCUCCAAACUCGGACAAGGCACCCCCGAACAUGUCUCCAAGAUCGCCCGGGUGGAAGACCUCGCGAGGUCCAGCCUCGAGGCCUACCCGGUCCUUCCCGUGCAAGUUCGUUCCGCCUGCUGGCUGGACCACCUCAAAGUGUACAAGGAGUUGGGCGCCCUGCCACCCGACGAAGCAGACGCCAAGCUCGUUCAGCGGAGGGCCCCAACCUACCUACUCAUCGGGGACACACUCUACAAACGAUCCUACAACGGCACCUUGUUGCGCUGCCUGUACCCCGAGGAAGUAAGGGCGGUCAUGGAGGAAAUCCACGAGGGGACCUGCUCCGCCCACCAGGGGGCCUAUACCAUGGCCCGGAAGGCCAUCUUACAGGGCUACUUUUGGCCUCGGAUGGCCAAGGAGUGCGCAGACUAUGCGAGGAGCUACCCAACCUGUCAGCAAUUCCAGGUGGGCCCAGGUCGCCCAGCCACUAACUACACCCCGAUCAGUUCAGUCAUCCCGUUCUCCCGGUGGGGGGUCGACCUGGUCGGGGCCCUCCCAAUGGGAUCGGGCAAGAGGAAGUACCUGAUAGUAGUAGCAGUGGACUACUUCACUAAGUGGGUAGAAGCCGAACCCCUAGCCAGCAUCACAAGUGCCCGGUGCAAACAGUUCAUCUACAAGAACAUCCUGUUCCGCUUCGGGGUCCCAAUGCAGAUCAUCACGGACAACAGGCGCCAGUUCGAGAGCAAGGAGUUCAGUGAGUUUUGUGCCCAAUGGCGCAUAACGCAUACCCGUGUAGCCGUCUCCUAUCCCCAGGCUAACGGCCAAGUCGAAAAUGUCAACCGCACUAUCGUGGAUGGACUCUAG
Messenger RNA from Ipomoea nil (Japanese morning glory), 3999 nucleotides. RefSeq lists its product as uncharacterized. The record is from RefSeq and is a predicted model, not a curated record. Gene Ontology annotation, molecular function: RNA-DNA hybrid ribonuclease activity; nucleic acid binding. Bases 1 to 3999 code for a protein of 1332 amino acids. NCBI's taxonomy places the organism in Eukaryota, Viridiplantae, Streptophyta, Magnoliopsida, Solanales, Convolvulaceae. The transcript is spliced from 2 exons. Gene Ontology annotation, biological process: DNA integration.